AUGAGACCAUGUUCAUUGCCGACACGGUCAUGGCGACGCUGCUUCCACGACUACUUUGUCACGCACCUGCCGCAAUCGUCGCUGCACCCGGACUCGAACCACAAGCUUCCGCGCCAUGUUGCCGCCCCUCACGACAAGGCUUCCGGUAGACAGCCCGCCACCCUAUCGCCCGUGGGACGCGACACGACCGUCGUGAGGAUUCCCCUCAAGUCGGCAAAACACCACUAUGGAGUCUCUUGCUUGCGAGGAGGCCGUCCGCACAACGAAGACACGCACCAAGCCGGCACCAUCGAGUUACCCGCCUUCGCUAAACGUCAGCCCGUCAGCUUGACCCGCGCAAACAGGCCCUUGCAAGAGACUGGUGCUGCCAGCGAAAGCGGCGAUCCACAGGUCUUCUACUUUGGAGUCUUCGAUGGCCACGGCGGUGCUCAAUGCGCCGAGUUCUUGAGAGAUCGACUGCACACCUAUCUGGAAGACUCGGCCACCAAGUUCCACAUGGAGAGCAGCCUGCAAGAGCCAAAAGAUGCCGACAUUGGUCACAAGCAACUUCUCGACCUGCAACGCAACCUGGUCAAUACUUGGAAAGACACCGUCGGUGGCUAUUUUCGACGCUUCCGUCCUCAGUACUUCAGCAUCUUCAAACCGACCGCGAGCACUGACGAGCAGCCUACUGCUGUCAACUCUAUUCAAGCUACCUUGAUGUAUGCUUUCUUACAUGCCGACAUGGACUUUACUGCAGCUCAGGCUUCAAAGCACUCACCCUCUCUCCCUUCCUCGACAGACGAUCCUGUCUUGAGCGACAGGCCCCUCAACGACAACGACGUCCUCUCCUCUCCCGCCAAACCUGCCUCGCAAAAUCUCUCAAACGUCCUCAAUCGCCCUAUAGGCGGGCACACGCGUUUCCAGGGCGGUUCCACAGCCUCAAUAGCCUUGAUCUCCACCCCAACUCCUACACCUUUUUGGAAUCCAGCAUCUCCAGCCACAAUCGUGACAGCCCACUGCGGCGACACUCGCAUCCUCCUCUGUCGUGUCAGCGAUGGUAAAGCAGUACCAUUGACCACAAACCACCAUCCAUCCACUCCAGUCGAAGCGACCCGUCUUCGUCGCUUCGCCGCAACUUUUGUAACUGACAGUUUCGGUGAGGAGCGCAUUCUCGGUCUCGCAAACACCAGGUCUUUUGGCGACAUCAGCUCAAAACGCAUAGGCGUCUCUGCAGAACCUGAAAUUCGCAUGACCCAUAUGGACCCCAGUGAAUACAGCUUCCUGGUUCUCAUUUCCGAUGGCGUGACUGCAUCCUUGGAAGAUCAAGAGAUUGUCGAUAUCGUCAAAGAAGCAAAGACGCCUGAAUCUGCUGCCAAGGAGUUGGCCACAUUCGCAACUGAAGUUGCCGGCGUCAGGUCUGACAAUGCUACCGCCGUUGUCGUGCGUCUCGGUGGCUGGGAGCGCAGAGUCGAAGGCGGAGGUGGCAGUAUCGGGACCAAGGAGGUGAGAGACUGGAAAAAGGUUCAAGCCGAAGAUCCUAGAGCAAGCAGGCGGUAG
This is a messenger RNA of Aureobasidium vineae, 1539 nucleotides long. Lineage: Eukaryota; Fungi; Ascomycota; Dothideomycetes; Dothideales; Saccotheciaceae. The record is from the annotation of a GenBank genome assembly.